UUAGCGAGAAUACCUUUUUUCAUAAUCACACUCCUCCCCUCCCUUGUUUUUCUGCCUCGCGAGAUAGUAUGUCCUAAAUACUCCCUGUAGCCUAGGCCACUGUGAAUGAAAACGGAGUGUGUUCUCUUUCCCGCGGAACUCCUCAGGACAAAACUCAAAAUUACUUGAAUGCCUGAAUCGGACUACGUUUCCCGUGAGCACGCGCAGCCCACGCUCCUCCUCGCCCGUACAGCGUUUGAUCUCAUUGGCAGUGGCCGGAAAAGGACAAUGGUUUCCAUGUCAGCGGAUAAACGCGCUCGCCUUAGCUACCGGACCAGAAGGAGAAUGCAGCAGAGAGUGCGUGCUGAAAAGCGAGGAAGCAACUAAAGGAGUCGGUGACCGAUAGAGCAAGAGCCAUGCCACUCAGGGGCCUAGUGGACGGGCCAGACUUUGAGUAUUUUCAGCGUCGCUAUUUCACGCCGGCCGAGGUGGCCCAACAUAACCAGCCGGAAGACCUCUGGGUGUCUUACCUGGGAAACGUGUACGACCUAACGCCGUUGGCACAGGAGUACAAGGGUAAGGGCCACACUUUGGGCCAGCGUCGAGGGUGUGUUUGGGGGGUGCUUGGUUCUUGGAUGGCUAGCAUUGACGGCAGCUGCUCCUUCCCAGGAGACCUGCUGCUGAAACCCAUCGUGGAAGUUGCGGGCCAGGACAUCAGUCACUGGUUUGAUCCAGACACCAGAGACAUCCUCAAGCACAUAGAUCCGCUGACCGGUUCCCUGAGAUACCGCACCCCGUGGGGCCGCUUUCUGCACGUGCCGCCUCAGCUACCCCGUUCAGACUGGGCCAAUGAUUUCGGGAAGCCUUGGUGGCAGGGAUCGCGUUACAAGGUGGGGCGGCUGUCCGCCAAGACCCGGAAUAUCCGCAUCAUUAAUACGCUCACGUCGCAAGAGCACACUCUGGAGGUGGGGGCCCUGGAAUCAAUGUGGGAAAUCCUACACCGCUAUCUCCUCUAUAAUGCACAUGCUGCCAGCUACACAUGGAAAUAUGAAGGGAAGAGCCUGAACAUGGAUUAUACCCUGGAAGAGAAUGGUAUCCGGGAUGAGGAGGAAGAAUUUGAUUAUCUCAGUAUGGACAGUACACUCUACACACCUGCAGUACUGCUGUACUUCAGUGAUGACCUCACAGAGCAAUAGAAAGGGAGCUGUAUGCUCAUGUAGGCUCAAGACAUAUUUUGAGUUUAGCUGUUUCUGUGACCUGUAGGAAAAGAGGUGGGGAUGGGGCGGGGAGGGCGGUACCUGGACCUAGACCUCCAUUCUACUCUGGGAGCUGGCCUGAGGUUCCCAUGCCCUACUGAAGUGUAAAGGUCCUAUUCCUCGGGUUAGUUACAAUUUACUCUGAGAAAGUUAGGAAGAACGCUAGAAGUGAAUUAAUUUUUAGGAAUGAUACAAGAAAAUAAAGUAUCUUAGAUCAGGGAGAUGUAGAAGAGGAUAGUCAGAUAGAGCUCAGGCAGAACUUUUCGAUAGUAAGAGAAAGAGAAGUCCUACACAGGGAUGAGGGAUGGAAGAACUUUUCUGGCAAUGAUGGAAAUGGGAUGGCUGCAGGAAGAUGGGAUUUACAAAGACAGGAAUAGGAAAUGCCUAUCACUGGCCAUAUAAAACUGGCUAAUCUCUCUUCUGAAUAGUGUGGCAGCUGAAACCCAAGAGGAACAAAGGAAGUGAACGGUCACCCGGUAAUUCAGGCUAGAUAUUAUGCUAUGUGCUUUAUACACCUCAUUUAAUACAACUAUCCAUAAGACAGAUACCAUUACCACUACUUACAGAUAAAUCUUCUGAAGCUUAGUAAGAUUUAAUAGCACAAAAGGCACACUACUUAGUAACCAGAUUGCAAACCCAGGUCUUCCCAAUUCCAAAGUCUAUGUUCUUCUCAACGUCCAGGCUCACUGCACGAUGGGAACCUAUAGGCCUGUUGUGUAGUCAGCCGUGGUGUUGUGCUUUUUUUUGUUU
Kogia breviceps (pygmy sperm whale) is the source of this 1985-nucleotide messenger RNA. NCBI's taxonomy places the organism in Eukaryota, Metazoa, Chordata, Mammalia, Artiodactyla, Physeteridae. The record is from RefSeq and is a predicted model, not a curated record.